Cyclopterus lumpus (lumpfish) is the source of this 4810-nucleotide messenger RNA. Its product is annotated as protein mono-ADP-ribosyltransferase PARP14-like. The transcript is spliced from 7 exons. The record is from RefSeq and is a predicted model, not a curated record. NCBI's taxonomy places the organism in Eukaryota, Metazoa, Chordata, Actinopteri, Perciformes, Cyclopteridae. The coding region runs from base 76 to 3846 and encodes 1256 amino acids. Gene Ontology annotation, molecular function: GTP binding.
GUUCUCUCGCGUCGGACGCGCGUGACGUUUGGGGGACACCUCUUAGAACCCGUCUCUCCCGGUGGAGCUGCACUAAUGGGUGACACCUACCGGCACCCCGUGGGUGACACCUACCGGCACCCCAUUUUCUUCGAGUGCCUCGGGGUGCUCGGGGCGCACGAGCAGAAGAGAAUAGAAAGAUAUUUCCGGGUCCGGCGCAGAUCGGGCGGAGGAGACUGCGGAGAGCUCCGGAGGGUCAUGGAUCGCACCUACUGCGUGGCGUUCACGCACCGACAAGACCAACAGGCGGUCCUUCAGAGGUGUGAGCAUGUGGUGGACGGCGUGGUGUUGUCGGUCCGAGGCAGCAGAGGACCUCGGCCCUCCUCUCCGGGCCGCCGGGCUGCAGCUCCAUUACAGAGCCCACAAUGCAUUCCUACCUCAACUCCUUCACCAAGUGGUGAAGAACAUGAACUACAACUCAAGUCUCCCCUCCUACGUUAUCUAAAGGAGUGCCCAAAGGCUGUGAAGGAGAAGCAAACAAGUAUUCAUCGACUCGGCGAGGCCAAGCUCCGCCUCCUCUGGAAAGACAUGGAGCGCAGUUUGCUACAAGAUUUUCCAGGAGUGAAGGUUGUGCAGGGAGCUGCAGGUCAGUUAGUCUUGGAAGGUUCUGCGGAGGAGAUUCUCAAGGCUGAAGAUUUUAUCUCUGAGCAGGAGAAUGCUGUGUUAGAAAGGACCGUUUCUGACAUGAGCCUACAUUCUUUGGCCUUCUUGAGAAAGGCCUACGGUGGUCCAGGGGUUCUAGGGGACUUUUUAGGGGUUGGGGGCAAGGUGGAAAUAGAGUUGCGAGACACAGAGGUACGUUUCGUAUCUCUUUCCACUGAUGAUCUUGAUGCAACUGUAAAGGCACUGCAAGGUGAGAUCAAGGAAGUCAAGAUUUAUGUCCCUAACUGCUCCUCUGUGCCAUCUGAUCUCAGGGAAAAGCUAAAGUCCAAGACAAGUGAGAUGAACCAAGGCCAAUACAGGGCUCAGGUUGUGUUUGGCACAGACAGCACGGUAUGCCUACUGGGCCACGCCAAAGAGGUGGAAGAGCUGAAUGAAUUUGUCAUCCAGUUUAUUUUGGACAAGUCAACUGUUCAAAGCAUUGUCCAUCUGCCUUUCACAGAGUUAGCACAAGCGUUGCCAGAAUUGCUGCAGCUGUAUGGUUUUGACUAUUCCGGGGUUACCUUCCAUCCCAAAACAUCUUCCUCUGGUUCCUUGGUGGUGCUGGAAGGUCCAUCUGGAAAAGUGGCUGAGGUCAGACACUGGCUAGGUCUAUUUCUGGACUCCUAUCUUGAGGAUAGAGUCACCACUGACGAGUUAGGGCCAGUAAGAGAUUCCCAAAGUCCCACUGGGAAUGAUGCUUUCCCAAAUGUUGCGCGUGAUGUGGCGUCCUUAAGUUUGAGUGAAGUAAACGCAACGGUUGCUAGCUACAGCCUCCGUGAUGGGUUCCAGGUGCUGGUGUGUCAGGGUGACAUCACCAAACAGGAAGCUGAUGCCCUGGUGAACGCUGCCAACGAAGAUCUGGACCACUGUGGUGGGGUCGCUGCUGCACUGAGUAAAGCAGGCGGCCCUCAGGUGCAGAAGGAGAGCAGAGCGCUAGUUAAGCAGACUGGAAAGGUUGCUACAGGUGAUGUGGUAGUGACCACAGGGGGGAACUUAAAGUGCAAGAAACUGCUGCAUGCUGUUGGGCCUGUAGGAGGACAAGCAGGUGGCAGAGAGAAGAUCUUACUGGAAAAAGCUGUACAGUCUGCUCUGAAUUUAGCAGAGAUGAUGGAGUUCCAGUCGAUAGCCUUGCCCUGUAUCAGCUCAGGUGUGUAUGGUGUUCCUGUCGCCGUGUGCUCUGACGCGAUUGUAACCGCUGUAAAGAAGUUUGGCAGUCAGGGAGGGCGAAGUCUGAGCAGAGUCAUCCUGAUUGAUAACAGAGGAGAGGUGGUGAGGGCCAUGCAGGAAGCAUGUGACCGGCUUCUCCAAGGGAAAAGCAGCGGAAACGACGCACCAAGAGAUCCGGGGAUCCAAAGAGGAGCCACUGGCGGAGCUCCUAAAGAUGGUGUCCAUGUGGAGAUCAUUCAGGGAACCAUAGAGACCCAGCAGGUGGAUGCCCUGGUUUUGCCCAUGGUUGGCCAGGAUCCCGUCUCCACCCGGAUUGGAAACACUUUGUAUGAAGUGGUUGGAUCGCAGCUGACAGAAAAGUUUAGAAAGAAAGCAAGAAAACAAAUUGUGCCUGGUGACGCAGUCCUGGUGAAGGGCUUGCACACACUCCCAUCUAAUGCCGUGUUCUUCCUCGACCUCAUUCCCUGGGAUGAAGAACCAGAUGGAGCUGCAGUUCAGGUUCUGAGACUGGCCAUCAACAACACCCUCACCUCCUGCGAGCACAAAGGGUUUGGAUCAGUUGCUCUCCCUGUACUCGGUGCCGGGGUUGCCCUGGGCUUUCCCGACAGCGUGGUUGCCAGGGUUCUCCUGGAGGGAGUUCAUGCGUUUGAACAGAACCGAGCCAGCAGAACCCCAUUCCUGCUCCGCGUCGUCAUCCACCCCGAUGACGAAACGUCCAGCGAGGCCUUCAGGUGUGUCCAGGAAGCUUUCCAAACCAAAGGAUUCACAAAAGGUGUUCCCCAACCAGACCAAGCGUCGACUCCGAGGAGGAUCGUCCUGCUGGGAAAAACUGGAUUUGGGAAAAGCAACCUAGCGAACACCAUAUUUGGAGAGCAGCUGUUCAAAACACACCAAUCUGCCAACUCUGUAACAAACGAAUGUCAAGCUGAAACCAAAUCUGUCAACGGACGAAGCAUCACCCUGAUCGACACUCCUGGCUUCUUUGACACCAGCAGGCCUGAGGAGGACCUGAAGUCGGCCAUAGUGGACUGCAUCACAGAGUGCGCUCCUGGGCCUCAUGUCUUUCUCAUCGUGCUCAAAGUGGAGAGAUUCACAAAGCAGGAGCAGGCUGUCAUCACUAAAAUAUGCCAAUACUUCUCUGAAGAGGUUUUAAAAUAUGCCGUGAUCGUCUUCACACAUGGCGAGCAGCUCCCUGAAGGACAGACCAUCGAGGAGUUUUGCAGAGAGAACAAGGAUCUGAGGGACCUGGUGAAGAAGUGCGGCGGCCGCUGCCACGUCGUUGAUAAUAAAUACUGGAAGAACAACCAGCAGGAAGAAUACAGGAGCAACCAGGUCCAGGUGGAGGAGCUCCUCAAGACAACAGAUAAGCUGCUGAUGGAAAACAAUGGAGGCCACUACACAAACGAGAUGUUUCCAGUAGUGGAGAAACAAAUACAGGCCGAGGAAGAGGACAUCAGAAAGAAUACGUCGGGAGACGUGCCGCAGGAAGAGAUCCGAAAACGGGCAAAGAAAAGAGUGUCUAACAGGUUGUUGAUCCAACUGGCAGGAACAGGAACAGGAGUCGUGUUGGGAGCGUUCCUCGGCUUGGCGGUGAUGGUUGGAGUAGCCAUCACGGCUCUGCAAAACGUUGCAAAGUUGCUGACGCUGGCGAAGAGUGUCCGAGAAAUAGAUGGCGCUGCAAUGGCAGGAGGAGGAGGAGGAGGCGCUGCAAUGGCAGCAGCAGCAGCAGGAGAAGGCGCUGCAAUGGCAGCAGCAGCAGGAGGAGGAGGCGCUGCAAUGAUGGCAGCAGCAGCAGGAGGAGGAGAAGCAGUCGGUGGAGUGGUGUUGGGAGUGACCGCCGCCGCCUUCGCUGCAACCGGAGGAAUCCUAGGCGGCGUUAUUGGUAACGAGGCAGCCGAGGAUGCAGACACGCCAUGGGAGGCAGUAGAGAUGGCAACAAGUGCUGUCUUCGAAAAAUCUAACACAUUGAAAUCCAUUGCUCUUCGAUGGCUCAAGUAGAGUUGUUGCUUUUGGCCACCCGGACCACGUUUAUACCACGUACAUCCCUUUUUAUUUCGGUCUUUGUCUCCACCAAUGCUCCGUAUAGAGCCAGGGGGAAGUCCAGGGUCGGGUGAUCAUUCUUUGUGGGUUUCGUGGUCGAGUGGACAAUUAAUCAAUAUUUCAUAUAACAAAAGUGGAUCGGUGCAGGUUUAAAUGAAGGGAAAACCUGUUUAUAACAAAAGUGGAUGAAGGGAAACCCUUUUUAUUAUAAAGUGGGUGAAGGGAAACCCUGUUUAUAACAAAAGUGGAUGAAGGGAAACCCUGUUUAUUACAAAGUGGGUGAAGGGAAACCCUUUUUAUUAUAAAGUGGAUGAAGGGAAACCCUGUUUAUAACAAAAGUGGAUGAAGGGAAACCCUGUUUAUUACAAAGUGGGUGAAGGGAAACCCUUUUUAUUACAAAGUGGGUGAAGGGAAACCCUGUUUAUUACAAAGUGGGUGAAGGGAAACCCUGUUUAUUACAAAGUGGGUGAAGGGAAACCCUGUUUAUUACAAAGUGGGUGAAGGGAAACCCUGUUUAUAACUAAAGUGGAUGAAGGGAAACCCUGUUUAUUACAAAGUGGAUGAAGGGAAACCCCGUUUAUAACUAAAGUGGAUUGAUUGCAGUUUAAAUGAAGGAAACCCUGUUCGCGGCUGAGAACCACUGAUUAAUCAAAACAAGUUAAUUAAUUAAUUAAUUAGUGAUUCUGGAAAAAGGUGGAGACAUGCUUUAUUUUAAAGAGUCAAACCUCCUUCGUGAAUAUAAAAACAGUGCCUUGCAUGAGUAUAUACAUGAUCAAAUCCAUUUACAAUGUUUGAUUAUCUCCAUAACUUUACAUGUUGGAUCAUAAUCGACUAGUUUCCACUGACCUGAUUCUCUGUAUUUUUUUCAUUAUUUGUUACCAAAAAAAAUCUGUAUUUCAACAAUAAAAGCACUGAUUGCAAA